ACGUCUAUAAAUACGCAUCUCCCAUUUUUCUGUUAACAUGGACACACCGUAUUAUAUCCUACCCCCAAAAAGAAAAAAUUUAAAAAAAAUUAAAAGAAAGAAAACGUCUCUCGGAGAAACAACACGCCCCCCGCAAAUUCUCUCUCCUCAAUCCCCAAUUCAAAUUUCUCUCUCUAAAAAAACAACACUUUCUCUCUCUACAUCUCGACAGCGAAAUCGAACUUUUCAAGAUAAACAACGAACAAAAAACAAAAAACCGAAAUUCGUAACCCUAACCCUAAAUCGCGAAAAACUUAUCCUCUAUUUCGUCUUCCUCUGCGCGUAAAAUCUCUGAUUUUUUAUUCAAUCUUUCUUCCUCUCCUUUCAAUUUCUGCCGUCGAAGGAACUUUUCGUUUCUAAAGGAAAAAAAAUAAAAAUUAGGGUUAGGGUUAGGAAUUUGUAAAUGGAUUUUUCUAGCGGUGGAAUUUAAUGAACGAAAAUAGCCGAUGUCAGGUAUACCAGAAGAUGAUGGGUAGGGGAGCCGAUGGUGGCUGUGGAACGGAGGAGAAGCCGUGUCCGGUAACUAAAAUUACGCCGGCGGCGAAAACUCCGGCGCCGGCGCCGACAAAGUCGCCGGAAAAUGUGGAGAGUGAAAUUUUAGGGGUGGACUUGUAUUCACAGGCGGUUAAGGCAUUGUCGGAGCGUUCACCGUUUGAUUCUAAUGAGGUUGUGGCGAAUAAAGUUGCUACACUCCCAAGUGGACUGGCGAGUUUGUUGUUGAAGCAAUCUGAUAGUAAGAAGAAGCAUAAGCGGGCGCAUUCGGAAACGAAAUCGUCUCGAAAAGGCUCGGUGGAGAAGAAGUCUAAGAGUCCUAGUAUAUGGAAUGCGUUAGAGGAUUACUUUAGGGAGCUGACUUUGCAAGAUAUUGAGAGGUUGUAUCAAUUCUCUUCUUCGUUUUUGAAUAGUAGUGAUAAAUGCUUUAAAAUUCCAGUGUUAGGAAAUGCUAUCAGAAGUAGUAGUAGUACUAUUGGUAAUGUCAGUAAGGUGGAAAAUGGGAAUGAUGAUUAUGUUCCAGCUACUGAAAUUAAGGAAGAGGAGGUUUUGGAUGCCGAUGUUUCGAUGCCGGAUGUUGCAGCUGUGCGAGAUAUUGAGGAGGAGGUUGGCAAAGAAAAUGAUAAGCUAAGGGAUGCAAAAAUAGAAAAUGGAACUAAGGAUAGUUUGGGUGUAGUCGAGGAGGGUCCUUUGCCUGAGUAUACUUUACCGUCGUGUAGCAGUACAGAAUGGGUUUUAGGUUCUAGGAACAGGGUGUUUUUGACAACAACACGUCCUUCGAAGAAAAGGAAGCUCUUGGGUGAGACCGCAGGGUUGGAAAGACUUAUAGUUGCUCAGCCUUGUGGAGAAAGUUCAAGUUUAUGCAAUGUUUGUAGUAUGGGAGACACAGGGGAUCAGUUGAACCAGUUGGUUGUUUGCAAGUCUUGUAAUGUUGUCGUUCACCAGAAGUGUUAUGGCGUGCAGGGGGAGAUAGAUGGCUCCUGGUCGUGUUCCUGGUGUAAACACAAUAUUGAUGCUCUAGAUGGACCAGCCUCAGAAAGUGAUAGACCUUGCGUUCUUUGUCCGAAAAGUGGAGGGGCUUUGAAGCCAUUUCAGAAUGCGGGGAGUGGAAGAGACCGCUCAGUUGAGUUUGCGCACUUGUUUUGUAGCAUGUGGAUGCCUGAGAUUUUCAUAGAUGAUACCAGGCAGAUGGAGCCGGUUUUAUGUCAUGGAAUGAAGGAUGUUCGAGGGAAGGUAGUUUGUAAUUUAUGCAAAGUGAAGCUGGGUUCUUGUGUCCGAUGCAGCGAUGGAUCAUGCAGAACUUCAUUUCACCCUGUAUGUGGGAGGGAGGCAAACAACAAACUUGAGAUCUGGGGAAAGUUUGGUUGUGAUGAUAUUGAACUGCGGGCCUUUUGUGCAAAACAUUCUGGACAUAUGAAUAAUCCUGACAGUGUUACCUUGGAGAGUAAUGAAGAAAAUCUUGGUGCUACCAUUGAUUCACUUGGUGCCUCAAUUGGACCAGUGAAUAAAAUAAAGAAGCUCAAAAUAGGCUGUAAAAAUGGAAAUAAAGUCACUUUUCAUAUGGGAGCAGCUGAUGGUAAUUCAAAUGUUUUGGGAGCAAGAGAGGGGAAUGACUCGUUGCUGAAAGAAGCAAACUUGAAGACAAAGGUCAAAUUAGGAUCAGGCGAUGGGCAGCAGUUAAGUGAUAAGGGCUUAGGGGGUGCAGGUGAGGAUGUCAAGAGAACUUGUCUUCCUGAUCUUGCCCUCGUUCUGAAGAAGCUAGUGGAUCGUGGAAAAGUUAGUUUGGAGCAAAUUGCUGCUGAAAUGGGCGUCUCAGAGGCUUCUUUGGCAUCAGGACUCCCUGACAUUCACUUGAGCCCUGAAUUGUAUUCAAAGAUAUUGAAGUGGCUUAAAGAGCAUUCUUACCUGGAUACUCGAGAGAAGGAUUGGAGAACUAAACUUAGCUGCUUGGUGCCUUCAAAAGCUGAGUUAAAAAGUGAUGAUAAUGCUGAUGCUGUUGCUGCAAGAGACUUGGAUAUCUCAGAUGUUUCUGUUAAGUCAGUUCCUCCAAGAAGGAGGACAGUCGGAAAUAUUAGGAUUAUGAAGGAGGACAACGUUAUAUCCUUGUGGAACAACAAAAUGCAAGGGAAUGGUGUAGUAAUAGAGCAAGAAGAUACAAAUGCAGAUCAUGGCAAUUUGAGCGAGGAUUCAAUUUUAGAUGGCAUGGAAGAGAUUAUGGUAGAGACCAGCGGUUUAGAACAUCCUUUGGCGGAACCUUCGCCUACCACUGGAAAUAUUCUGCUGAAACCAAACAGCCUCAGUGAUGUUGAACAUAAUGGAGCAGAAGAGGGUACGUCUUCUGGAAAGAGUUCGUUGUUGGAUUUGGACCAGGAGACUCCUUCCUGUUCUUCUGUAGAUGCAGUCGGCUAUUGUGAUCGAAAUAUUGAACCUGGUAUAGAAUCGUCUGUGCAUCCUUACAUACAGAAGAAAUUGGAUGAAGUGCAAAAUUUGCUUAUUCGAAGAAACCGUGAUGGUAGUAUGGAACGGGAUCUCUGGGAUGUGUCUCAGACCUUAAGUGCUGAGCAUCCAGUUUGUUUUGACGAGGUUGUUGGAAGCAAUGGAGUGAAUUCAAACAACUUGUGUAAGGCUGAUAACAUGGAUGCUGUUGACUUAUUGCCAGAGAAUGAAGUGGUAGGAGAGAUGAUAUUUUUUCAGCAGCAAUUGUUACGCAAUGCUGUUACUUUGAAGCGUCAGAGCGACCAGCUAGUUAGCAAGAUUGUCAGAGAUUUGCCACAUGAAAUGGAUUCAGUGCGGAAACGAAGAUGGGAUUCUGUUUUUACGAACCAGUACAUAUAUGAUCUUAAAGAGGCAAGGAAACAGGGUAGGAAAGAACAAAGGCAUAAGGAAGCGCAAGCUGUGCUAGCUGCUGCUACCGCUGCUGCUGCAGCUUCAUCUAGAGUUUCUUCAUUGAGGAAAGAUGUGGUUGAUGAAUCUUCACCACAAGAGAAUCAGUUGAAGGUGAUUAACGCCAGGCUUCGUGGAAGCCUGUCAUCUCUUUCAGUUGCACAUGCUAAUUUGGAUGGUCCCAAGGCUGUAUCAGAUGGUUACUCUGAUGUGUGUCGCUUUGAAACCGGGAUGCCUCAUGAGCUCCCAAAGUCAUGUGACAUAUGCAGGCGUUCUGAGAGUUUGCUGAAUCCUAUAUUAGUCUGUUCAAGUUGUAAGGUUGCAGUUCAUCUAAAUUGCUAUCGUAGUGUUAAGGAAUCUACAGGUCCCUGGUAUUGCGAAUUGUGUGAAGAAUCAUCAUUGUCAAAGGUUUCUAGAGCUAGUGCUAAUUCAUGGGAGAAGCUCAAUUCCGAUGAAGUAUGUGGAUUAUGCGGCGCUUCGAAUGGUGCUUUUAGAAAAUCAAGUAAUGGUCAAUGGGUGCAUGCAUUUUGUGCUGAGUGGGUGUUUGAUUCAACCUUCAGAAGAGGACAAGUGUCUCCUGUUGUAGGAAUGGAAACUGUGGUGAAAGGGAGUGAUAUUUGUUCUGUGUGUCACAAGAGAUCCGGCGUUUGCAUAAAGUGCAAUUAUGGCAAUUGUCAGUCUACGUUCCACCCAUCUUGUGCUAGAUCUGAUGGAUACUAUAUGUAUACUAAGUACAUUGGUGGAGGCAAGAUGCAGCAUAAAGCUUAUUGUAGUAAACACAGUUUGGAGCAAAGAACAAAAGCUGAAACUCAGAAGCAUGGUGCUGAAGACUUAAAAAUUGUUAAACAACAUCGGGUUGAGCUGGAAAAGUUGCGUCUCCUGUGCGAGAGGAUUGUCAAACGGGAAAAGUUGAAGCGAGAAAUGGUUUUAUGCAACCAUGACAUUUAUGCUUCAAAACGAGACUCUUUGGUUGUCUCCAUGCUUGUCCACCGUCCUUUCUCAUCACAUGAAAGUUCAGAUUCUGCUACCACAUCCCUUAAGGGACAUGUGGAUGGUUCUAGGUCAUGCAGCGAUGCACUACAAAGAUCUGAUGAUGUCACUGUUGACAGUGCAUUAUCAGCAAAGCGGUGCAUCAGGCUUUCACAGUCUACAGAUAAUGAUCAAAAGACAGAAGAUAGUUCAACAUCGCACCAUCUUCCUACUCCAAAGCCUACAGAUAGGGUGUCGUUUGCUGGGAAGCAAAUUCCUGUUAGAGCAGCGUUGGCUAGUCGUAAUUUUUCACCGAGUGUGGAGAAUAGAAUAAAUUCGAGAAAGGCACAUGUACAGCAGAUUGAAACAUUCGAGAAGGAGCUGGUAAUGACUUCUGACCAAGCAUCUGUGAAAAACCGGCGGCUACCAAAGGGAUAUAUCUAUGUUCCUAUUGAUUAUCUUUCCAAUGGGAAGCCGGUGAGUCGGAAUUCUGUUGAAAGAGAAGAGGUAGAUGAGUAGGCUGAUGAGUUUUUAAAUCCAUGACUUGUGCUGCUGGAUAAAUAUCGCGGUUGGCAUUGUUCAUGAUGCUCAUGGGGCUGCAACGGUUCUGGCAUGAGCAUCAAAUUGAUGCCUGGAUGGAGGUUUGGGCUUCACCUCGUGAUAUGGAAUUCUCUUCUGGGUGGAGAAAUUUUGGCAUCAUUUGUUGUAUAUUCGUUCUGAGAGCAAUUGUACAGUGGGUGAGGGUUUGAUCUUUGAUCUGUUUUAAUUGGCUUGAAGUGCUUCCUCCCUUAUCUCAUCCCUGAUGGCAAGAUGCCUUCUGCCUUACCCUUGUAACUGUAAGCAAGCUAAAAGGAAUCACCUGCUGCUGAUGCUUUGUAAAGUUAGUGUACAUAUUCUUAUAGUGUUGUUCCGGAGUAAUGGCUCGGACAUCAGAUUAAUACAGGAAUUAAAUUAUUUUUCUCGAAGUUGUUGAUAUAGAUCUGAUUUGUUCUUGUA
This is a messenger RNA of Beta vulgaris subsp. vulgaris (sugar beet), 5379 nucleotides long. RefSeq lists its product as uncharacterized. NCBI's taxonomy places the organism in Eukaryota, Viridiplantae, Streptophyta, Magnoliopsida, Caryophyllales, Amaranthaceae. The transcript has 19 exons. The record is from RefSeq and is a predicted model, not a curated record. Bases 469 to 4902 code for a protein of 1477 amino acids. Gene Ontology annotation, biological process: regulation of transcription by RNA polymerase II.